Cucumis melo (muskmelon) is the source of this 1831-nucleotide messenger RNA. RefSeq names its product dnaJ protein homolog. Bases 400 to 1641 code for a protein of 413 amino acids. Gene Ontology annotation, molecular function: ATP binding; Hsp70 protein binding. The transcript has 6 exons. Lineage: Eukaryota; Viridiplantae; Streptophyta; Magnoliopsida; Cucurbitales; Cucurbitaceae. Gene Ontology annotation, biological process: response to heat; protein refolding. The record is from RefSeq and is a predicted model, not a curated record. Gene Ontology annotation, cellular component: cytoplasm; cytosol.
AACGAUAAUGAAAGAAAAAAACCUUUAGACAAAAGAAGCAUCUAGAACAUCUCCGAUGCAGUGGAAGCAUCCAACGGUUAACAUGAUUCGACGAACGAACAAAAGCUAAAGAGACGGAAUUCUAGACUCUUCUUCACAAAACGCGCACGAUAGCAAUUAAAUCUCAGCCGUCCUUUUGAUAAGCUUUUUGGUUCUAUAUAAACUUAAGUCCCUAGCAAAGUCGUUUAGCAAAAGAAGGAAAAAGUGUAAAGAAAUUUGCAUUUCGUGUCCAGAACCUUCGUAUCAUUUCUCAAACUUUGAUUCCACGAAAUUGGGGUUGCCCAGUUUCGAUCGGAUUUCAAUUGGGUUUUCCAUCGAUUUGAAGAAUAAAGAUUUCAAUUGUCUGAACCGGAAGCGAAGAUGUUUGGAAGAGCUCCGAAGAAGAGCGACAACACGCGGUACUAUGAGAUCCUUGGAGUCUCCAAGAACGCGUCGCAGGAUGAUUUGAAGAAGGCUUACAAAAAGGCUGCUAUCAAGAAUCAUCCUGAUAAGGGUGGUGAUCCGGAGAAGUUUAAAGAAUUGGCUCAGGCUUAUGAGGUUCUUAGCGAUCCUGAGAAGCGCGAGAUCUAUGAUCAGUAUGGUGAGGACGCACUUAAAGAAGGAAUGGGUGGUGGAGGUGGUCAUGACCCCUUCGAUAUCUUCCAAUCCUUCUUUGGUGGAAGUCCAUUUGGAGGUGGUAGCAGUAGAGGCCGACGACAGAGAAGGGGAGAAGAUGUGGUACAUCCCCUUAAGGUCUCACUUGAGGAUCUUUACCUUGGAACUUCCAAGAAACUUUCUCUGUCACGGAAUGUGAUCUGCUCGAAAUGCAAUGGUAAAGGAUCAAAAUCAGGCGCUUCAAUGAGCUGCUCUGGCUGCCAAGGAACUGGAAUGAAGGUCACAAUUAGGCACCUUGGUCCGUCGAUGAUCCAGCAGAUGCAGCACCCUUGUAAUGAAUGCAAGGGCACUGGAGAAACAAUCAGUGACAAGGACCGGUGUUCUCAAUGCAAGGGUGAGAAAGUUGUUCAAGAGAAGAAGGUUCUGGAAGUUAUUGUGGAGAAGGGUAUGCAGAAUGGACAGAAAAUUACAUUCCCAGGAGAAGCAGAUGAAGCUCCUGAUACUGUCACUGGAGAUAUAGUUUUUGUCCUUCAGCAGAAGGAGCAUCCAAAAUUCAAGAGAAAGGGUGAAGACUUAUUCGUGGAGCACACUUUGUCACUCACUGAAGCUCUCUGUGGCUUCCAGUUUGUUCUCACUCACUUGGAUGGCAGACAGCUUCUCAUCAAAACAAAUCCUGGGGAAGUUGUAAAGCCUGAUUCAUUCAAGGCCAUUAACGACGAGGGGAUGCCAGUGUACCAGAGACCAUUCAUGAAAGGGAAGCUCUACAUCCAUUUCAGUGUGAACUUCCCUGAUUCCCUAAGCCCAGAGCAGAUCGAAGCUCUGGAAACUGUCUUACCAUCAAAACCAUCAUCCCAACUGACAGACAUGGAGCUCGACGAGUGUGAGGAGACAUCAAUGCAUGAUGUCAACAUCGAAGAGGAGAUGCGGAGGAAGCAGCAAGCUGAGGCAUAUGAAGAAGAUGAAGAUAUGCACGGUGGGGCGCAGAGAGUGCAGUGUGCCCAGCAGUAAUCCUCGUUGAGCUGAAAUUAACCUGAAAUGAGUAGUCAAUAUGUUAGGUUUGUUUGUUUGGGGAUUAGUGGUUGAUGAGCUGCGUAUCUUGUUAAUGUGGCCGUUUUUGAUGGGUGGCAUUUGGAAUUUUUUAUAUUCCGAUAGGCCGUUACCAACUGAUACAAUAUAUAAAAUCAAUCUGGUUCUGAUC